Acaulospora colombiana is the source of this 260-nucleotide messenger RNA. The record is from the annotation of a GenBank genome assembly. Lineage: Eukaryota; Fungi; Glomeromycota; Glomeromycetes; Diversisporales; Acaulosporaceae.
CUUGUACGGUUUCUCUCCACAUAGUUCAUCACUCGCUUGUAGUACUCCCGAUCAUUUCUCACUCGCGCAACCAAUCUCCUCGCCGUUAUUGUCGGUGGCGACGAAUACACCCCCAAUAGUGUCGAAUACUAUCCCACCUGCCGUUACUACAUCGCCCCAAAGGGCCAAGUUUCCUUGUAAUUCUUGUGGCAAGAAGUACAUUAGUCGACUAAGAGCUUACAGUUGCCUCCUCAAACACGCCGGUUCCAAACCAUUUCCUU